Molecule: messenger RNA, 3035 nt
Organism: Enhydra lutris kenyoni (northern sea otter)
Lineage: Eukaryota; Metazoa; Chordata; Mammalia; Carnivora; Mustelidae
Gene: SPNS3
Product: sphingolipid transporter 3 (putative)
Exons: 13
Coding region: 7-1743 (578 amino acids)
Biological process (GO): transmembrane transport
Cellular component (GO): membrane
Molecular function (GO): transmembrane transporter activity
Source: RefSeq, a predicted model, not a curated record
GGCGGCAUGUCGGCAGAGAGCUGGGUGCCCAGGCCGGGCAGGCAGCCUGGGACCUCGGGCGCAGGUGUGUGGGCCCCCCGGACGGUGUCCGGCCCCUGGAGCCUGUCCCGCGGGAGAGCUCAUGCAGCUGCCGCAGUCCUCUGCUACGUCAACCUGCUCAACUACAUGAACUGGAGCAUCAUUGCAGGGAUGCUGCUGGACGUACAGAACUUUUUUCAUAUCAGCGAUAGCAAUGCCGGUCUGCUUCAGACAGUCUUCGUCUGCUGCCUGCUGCUGUCCGCACCGGUGUUCGGCUACCUGGGCGACCGCCACAGCCGCAAAGCCGCGCUGAGUAUUGGGAUCCUGCUCUGGUCGGGGGCAGGUCUCUCCAGCUCCUUCAUCUCCCCCCAGUAUUCCUGGCUCUUCUUCCUGUCCCGGGGGGUUGUGGGCAUAGGCUCUGCCAGCUUCUCCACCAUCGCGCCCACUGUCCUGGGCGACCUCUUUGUGAGGGAACAGCGGACCCGGGUGCUGGCCGUCUUCUACAUCUUUAUCCCUGUUGGAAGUGGUCUGGGCUACGUGCUGGGGUCAGCCAUGUUGCAGCUGACUGGGAGCUGGCGUUGGGCCUUCCGAGUCAUGCCUUGCCUGGAAGUGGUGGCCUUGAUCCUGCUUAUGGUGCUGGUUCCAGACCCGCCCAGGGGAGCUGCUGAGAAGCAGGAAGAGGCGGCCGUGGGGGACCCGAGGAGCAGCUGGUGUGAGGAUGUCAGUUACCUGGGGAGAAACUGGAGUUUUGUGUGGUCGACCCUUGGGGUGACGGCCAUAGCCUUUGUGACUGGAGCCCUGGGCUUCUGGGCCCCCAAGUUUCUGUUUGAGGCCCGUGUGGUGCAUGGACUGCAGCCUCCCUGCCUCCAGGAUCCGUGCAACAGCCAGGACAGCCUGAUUUUUGGGAUACUCACUGUGGUGACCGGCAUCAUUGGGGUUGUCCUGGGAGCAGAGGCUGCGAGGAGGUACAAGAAAGUCAACCCACGGGCUGAGCCCCUCAUCUGUGCCUUCAGCCUGCUUGCCGCCGCCCCCUGCCUCUUCCUGGCUCUCAUCCUGGCCCGGGUCACUCUCCUGGCCUCCUACGUGUUCCUGGUCCUCGGGGAGCUGCUUCUGUCCUGCAACUGGGCGGUGGUUGCUGACAUCCUGCUGUCCGUGGUGGUGCCCCGGUGCCGGGGGACAGCCGAGGCGCUUCAGAUCACAGUGGGCCACAUCCUGGGAGACGCCGGCAGCCCUUACCUCACUGGACUUAUCUCCAGCACCCUGAGGGCUGCGCGGCGUGACUCCUACCUGCAGUCCUUCCUCAGCCUCCAGCACAGCUUCCUGGCCUGCGCCUUCGUCAUAGCCCUGGGGGGCGGCUGCUUCCUGCUGACCGCGCUGCGGCUGGAGACGGACCAGGCCCGGGCCCGGCAGCCUGGCACAGGUCCUCGAUGCACAGGUGACCUGGGAGCAGAGGCUUGGAGGAGUGGAGGCAGGAAGCCAUGCAGCUCUCUGGGGGGAAGGGGCUCCUGGCAAACAAACAGCCAGUGCAAAGGCCCUGAGGGACCCCCGACAGCGAGGACGCCGAGAGCCAAGCCCUGCUUUCCGGCACAGGUUCCAUCGCCAAGGACCUCUGAGGCCCCCACGCCUGGCGAGGAGGUCCCACUCCCCUUGCUGCACCCCUCCCUCCGGCCCCGCUGCCUUACUGCCCCAGCGCCCGUCUGGCCCAGGCUCCAGGACCCCGGCUGAGCCGCACCUGCUGCAGCUUCACACCCGGCCCGGGCGCUGGCCGAGCCUGUGGGCUGUGGAUUGAGCUGUCCGCGCCCUCUGCGGGAAGCCUGGGCAGCUCCAGCCUGGGGCCUUGCGCCUGGUUCCCUGGGCCCUGAUUCAAGCAUGGCCGGCACAAAGCCCACGGAUUUCUGAACAACCAAGUUAUUCAGAGCUUCCAGGUGUCUCUGCUGGGAGUGGGGGCAGGAGAGGAAGAGGAGGGCUGCUCCCCAGCCAGGACCACUCCCUCUGUGGGUCAGGAGGGCACAGGGCAUACUCCUUUGCCGGGUCACCCUCUGAACAGAAAGCGGGGGGCAGUCUCGGAGGGGGGCUUCCACUCUGGUGCUGCUGUGACUUCAAGCCCCCAGGGGAGGCAUGUUGGACCCCGCAGGGACUCAGCUGCCCUAGGACCAGGCUGGGGUGGGGAGACUGCUCCGUCCCUGGGGCACAGCGUGUGGGCCGGGCUGGCUCUGUGGGACUCGCUGGCCGCUGGGUUUGGAGCAGCUGGGCGCAGCAGGAGCCCAGCAGCUUCCAGGCCGGCAGCGCUGGGGAGGCGUGUUCUUCCUGCCCCAGGGGCAGGAGCAUCUCUCCCCCUCCCCUGGGCCUGGCCAGCGGAGGCCUGCCUCCCGGCACCAGACUCACGCACCCCUCCUGACCCUUGCUGGCUCCGUGCUCGCCUCCCUGCCCCUACUGCUGGAGGGCGAGCUCUGGGUGCUGGACCCUCCGGCUCAGCCCCCCGUCCUCAGCCCUAACCCUCAGGAGUGGCUACCCCGAGGCUGAGCAGCCCCUCACCCACAGUUUCACCCUUGGAGCUCACAAAAUGGGCUGCCCCUGAACUUGUGAGGAAUAGCCUACACCCAGUCACACUGUACGCAGGGGUUCCCACAUCUCCAAGCAGUUUUCUCCUACCCCCAACUUGUUUCUGACCUUGUGUACCCUGAGAGAGGGUCAGAGUCCGCCCGGGAAGGGCUCAGUCCUACAAAGCUGCUCCCCCAGCCCCGCCCACUGGACGGGCCAAGCAUAGGUCCCCGUCGUCAGCUGUACCCCUGAGUGGCCAGGGGCAAAAAUCCAAGGCCCCCGAGCCCCCCUUAGGUUCUGUUAAUCGGCUAGAGCGGCUCACGGAGCCCAGGAAGCCCGUUUCCUCGCCAGAUCACCGGUUUAUACUAAAAGGCACCACUCAGGAGUGGCUGGCGGAAGCGAGGGCCAGGACGCGCUGCGGGGCAGGGGCAGAGCAGUGGCGCCCCCUCCAGGAGCCCACCCACCCGCAUCCCCAC